Molecule: messenger RNA, 621 nt
Organism: Fusarium poae
Lineage: Eukaryota; Fungi; Ascomycota; Sordariomycetes; Hypocreales; Nectriaceae
Gene: RPS8A
Product: ribosomal protein S8A
Exons: 2
Coding region: 1-621 (206 amino acids)
Biological process (GO): translation; maturation of SSU-rRNA from tricistronic rRNA transcript (SSU-rRNA, 5.8S rRNA, LSU-rRNA)
Cellular component (GO): ribosome; cytosolic small ribosomal subunit
Molecular function (GO): structural constituent of ribosome
Source: RefSeq, a predicted model, not a curated record
AUGGGUAUCUCGCGUGACUCUCGACACAAGCGCUCCGCCUCCGGUGCCAAGCGUGCCUACUACAGGAAGAAGCGCGCUUUCGAGGCUGGUCGCCAGGGUGCCAACACCCGUAUUGGCCCCAAGCGCAUCCACACCGUCCGAACCCGAGGUGGUAACCACAAGUACCGUGCCCUCCGUCUCGACUCCGGUAACUUCGCCUGGGGUUCCGAGGGCCUGACCCGCAAGACCCGUGUCAUUGCCGUCGCCUACCACCCUUCCAACAACGAGUUGGUCCGAACCAACACCCUCACCAAGAGCGCCGUCGUCCAGGUUGAUGCCGCUCCCUUCCGACAGUGGUACGAGGCCCACUACGGUCAGGCUCUUGGCCGAAGACGCCAGAAGGCCCAGGCCGCCAAGGAGGGCAAGACCGAGGAGGAGGUCAAGAAGUCCAACGCCGUUGAGAAGAAGCAGGCUGCUCGUCUGUCUGCCCGCGGCAAGGUCGAGAGCGCCAUCGAGAAGCAGUUCGAGGCCGGUCGAUUGUACGCCGUUGUUUCCAGCCGACCCGGCCAGUCCGGCCGUGUCGAUGGUUACAUCCUGGAGGGUGAGGAGCUCGCUUUCUACCAGCGCAAGCUCCACAAGUAA